Molecule: messenger RNA, 1236 nt
Organism: Babesia microti strain RI
Lineage: Eukaryota; Apicomplexa; Aconoidasida; Piroplasmida; Babesiidae
Product: transcription initiation factor TFIIE alpha subunit
Exons: 5
Coding region: 1-1236 (411 amino acids)
Biological process (GO): transcription open complex formation at RNA polymerase II promoter
Cellular component (GO): transcription factor TFIIE complex
Source: RefSeq, a predicted model, not a curated record
AUGAAUGCCAAUGCCCCCUACGUGAAGAAGGGAUACAACAAACAGAUAUUCGCUGCCCUAGUUGAGUCUUUUAGCCGUCUCUUCCUUUGUGACGAGGAAAUUGUUAUAUGCGAUCUAUUACUCCAUACAGAAAGAUCCUUAUGUGAUAAGGAUAUUGAAUUGGCAAUCGGUAUUCCCGACAAAAAGGUCAGGGAAAUUUGCACUAAGAUGUACAAGCAAAGAUAUUUGGCCAAAGAUACAGCUAGUGGUGUACCAAUAACUGAACCUUGUGAUACAGUUUACAAACCAAAUGACAAAGUUGCCGGGAUUUCAGUAUCACGAGAAGUAAUCAAUUCCCAAUGCUUCUACCGAUUGAGUAACUACCUAGUGCUAACUGUGUACUACAAAAUGAAAUCAAUUGAAGAAUUGUUGCAGAGACAGAAAGAUCGUCUUAAUGACAUAGACAUUUAUAUCUGUCCAAACUGUAACUCAACAUACGAUGGUCUUGAAGUACAAAUGUGUCAUUUGGACCCAAAAGAUUCUCAAUUUUUGUGUGAUUGCAAAACCAGACUUGUUUUAGAUGAUUUAAAAAAGAAACAAGACAGUUGUGAAUCACAGAUUCGUCGUUUCGAGCAACAGACGAGAGAGCUAAAGAAACAUUUAAGUGCUGCAUGGGGAAUGCAAGUACCAGUAUUUGCCAUAUUCAACCGCAAUAAACCAUCAAAUAUUGGAUCACUUGAGACUCCGCUGCAAAGAAUGCUGUUGAGAGUUCCAAACCCAAUAACAUCGUUGCCAGAACAAAUAAAAGAAAAAACGUCAUCUACAUCUCCUAAAACAACAAUGAUAAAUGAUAUUGAUCAUUGCAAUAAGCAAGAAUUGUCCCAAAGCAUGUCAUCUUCUGCUACAUCGGUUGCCGAUAACAUUACAAUCCCCUUUAUCCCCAAAAGGCCAGCAAGCGAUGUGGGCCAAAGUACCAGUACCAAUAAAAUAAAAUUCCACAUGAAAACAAGCCUCAAUUUGAAUUUCAAAAGGCCAUUAGCACAAGCUAAUACACCAGUUGGCGGUCGUUUGGUUAUAAAGGUGUCUGAUGAUGUGAAAAUGACUAAUGAUAAUCCUAAAGACGUUCCUAAUUUCUUCAUAUCCAAACUCAAUUCUUAUUACACACUACAAGAAGCGGAGAAUCUACAGGACGAAAUGACGAUGGAGGAGUUUCAGCACUUUUCAGACCUUUACGACAGGUACUUGAACAAUAUAUGA